CCACAAACCAUUGCAGCAAGUGCACAAUUAUUUCUCCAUUACCUAUUUUCGAAUAAAAAAAAAAAAAGUCCACAAUCAUUUCUUACUGCUUACAUGAGCAAUCAUCAUGUCUCAAAGAAAACCCUAAAAUCAUCCCUAAUAAAUUCCCCCAAAGCCAGCCGUCCUAGUCCUACAUCAACAUCACUCCUGCUCAAACAGAUCAAUGGAGGAAAAACCAACAUAUACAGAAAAACACUUUAUUCCGCCGAUGUUUCCUUCCCUAUUCGCGAAUCGCUGACGGUUCAAAUCCAUCAUCAAUAUAAGAAAGCUUUCUUUCUCCAGUUUGUUUAGAAGCCUCGACACAUACCAACAGAAGCAUUUGGAUUGUCUCCAUGCUUUGAACAAUGUAAUAUGCGGUCAAGAGAGCCGUGUAUGCUAAAUGUGCCUUCAAAAUCUUGUUUGCCUUUCCACUCUCCCAAGCAGAGUCUGGUGCUCGUUUCUUUCCAUCUUCUUUCCCCUUCUCCGGUCCCUCGUCCUUCUCCGGCCCCUCAUCGUCCGGCCCCUCGUUGUCCGGCCCCUCGUCGUCCGGCCCCUCGUCGUCCGGCCCCUCGUCGUCCGGCCCCCCGUCGUCUUCUUUCUCCUCUACCUUACUCCGAUUAGCUAGAUGCAGUGGUAGAACCUUCUCAAGCAAUGCUGCAAAUAAAAACAAGGAAAAUCAGGAAAAUAAAAUUAUGAAGAAAAUUUUCCAUUCUUUAGCAAAACCAAUCCAAAAGCAAUAAACAAAAGGCGUGACACCCAUCGAUUCGGAAUGAAGUCUGUGUCACACCAACUUAACAUAAAUUUAUGGCAAAGGUUUAUUAAGAUUAAGAGGCUGUAUAGAAAAGGAUCAAAGCCAUCAUGCUUGCUUGAAGGAUAGGGUUUGCUAACAUCAGAGCGGCCCAUGACAAUUAACAAGAGGCAUACCAUUUCUUUCGAAUUAUUCAAAUUCGUGAGAAAGACAAGAAAAAUAAAAGCAAAAAAUAAUU
Molecule: messenger RNA, 1004 nt
Organism: Rubroshorea leprosula
Lineage: Eukaryota; Viridiplantae; Streptophyta; Magnoliopsida; Malvales; Dipterocarpaceae
Source: the annotation of a GenBank genome assembly